UAUGUUAAUUUUUUAUUAUUCAUGUAAAAAUUACGAAUAUGUACUGUGAUCACUCUUUUGACCCAUAUGUAAUUUAUAAGAUAUAGUUGAAUGAACAAUCAUGUAAGGAUUUUCAAAAUUUUAUAGUUGAUUUCUAUUUUAAGUACACUGUGGUUAGAGAAUUUGUUGUGAUGCUGGAAAAGUUCUAAAUCUGUGGUUGAAAUAUAGUUUUGCAAAAGAGGAAUGGAAUUUUAAAUUUCAUCUGUUUUAAUUGGUUUAAAUUUAAAUUCGAGUGUCACAUUUCAAGUUCCAACCUGUUAAAUUGGGUAGGGACUACUGCAUCAACAACACUAUUCUAUAUAUUUUAAUAUUUGUAUUCUUUGAAAUAUGAAUAUACAGUGUAUUUUGGGAAAAGUUCUACGUGGACUUUAAAAUUCUGUGAAUCCUGUACUUGUAUGUAUUGUGUCCGUGUACGCGUAAGUGUUGUUAAGUGUCUGGUUUAAAUCCUUCUAUGAGAGUUAAUUGUAAUUAGAUACCUCUUUUAAAAUAAUUGUUGAACAUGACUUUAUGAUUGUAUUAGAAAGACAUUUUUACUUGGACCUGAAUUCUAAUUUAGCCAUCUCCUGUUGGAUAUUUGUUGUUAUUAGUUGCCUGACAGUUGAUUCCAACGCAAGGCGACCUCACGCGAGCCCUACGGGGUUUUCAUUACUGCAACCUUUCAGAAGUAGAUCACCUGGCCAGUCUUCCUUGGCAACUCUGAAUGGAUUCGAACUGCCAACCAUUUGUCUAGUAGCUUAGUGUUAACUGUUUGUGAAAUCCAGAACUCCUCUUUGGACACCGAGUUCUGCCAUUAUCAUAAGUAGUCACAGACAUCUAUCUUUUGAUAGACAUACAUACACACAUUUACAUCAUACAAAAUAUAUUCAAUUACUUCCAUAAUUUUGAGUAAUUUUUAUCAUGACAUUAUAGUUUAUGAGCAUAGAUUUUGUUAAGUGCAAAUGCCCAAAGAAUCAACCCACAGUAGUACAUAUACCAAAGGACAAGAUAGAUAACAUCAUUUAACUGAAGACACCAAAAGUGAACGUCUGAGGAAUAGUAAACAUACUAACUUCAGUUUAAAAAGAAAAGAGUAGUGAACUUUACAUUAUUUGGUAUCGAUGGGGAACACUUUCUUCUUUUUAAUGAGACAAUGUGUGUAAUAGGAAGAGAGGAGAUUAUAUAGUUUUUGAAAAUAAAACAAAAUAUAAUAAAUACAAAUAAAUUCAUUUCUAAUACAUAUAAAAACAUACAUGCACAUACACAUAAAGGCAUAUAAGAUUAUUAAUCUAGUUUAUGAUAAUAUAGUUGCCAUCAAGUUAAUUCUGACUCAUGGUGACCCUGUGGUUUCAGAGUAGAAUUGCUCCAUGGAGUUUUCAAGGCUGCAACCGUUCAGAAGCAGAUUGCCAGGCCUGUCUUCUGAGGUGCCUCUGGAUGUAAUAUGUAGAAAAGAAGAAUGCAAUACCCCAGUUUUGCCAUUUAUUCUCAAAGAUGGACUUAGACAUCUAAGAUAGUGUUAACAUGGCAUCAGUUUUAAUAGUUUGUGGUUCAAUGGAAACAAUCUAAUUGCAUGUGUGGUCAAAUCCUCUAAAUACAAAAUCCUAUAGAAGAUGAGAAUGAUUGAUCAAAAGCACUUUAAAAGGGACAAUCUACAUGACAUAUUUAAAGAUCUACUUUGUCCUUUCAAUAGGAGCUCAACAUCUCUUAUGUUCUAGAGGUGUGUGAUGAGAUAAAAUGACUUCAAAAUAGCCCAAGUGUGAGAAUUUCCUGCUCAAACAUUAAAUAACACAUUGAUGAGCCAUCUACCUUUUCGUCUCUUGCCUCACUCUGAGCCCUCACAGGAGAGUCUGUGAAGAGUACAGAUAUUCUUUGUGCUUUUAUGCGAUUUAUGUCUUUAGAUUUCCCCUUCUACUCUCUAGCCAUAUUGGCCCCUGUAGGACAUUAAGGAGACCUUCCCACCAAAGGAUGCAUGACUUUCUGAUGGAGAGAAAGUAUGUACCACUGCUCUCCUCUCUGUCUUCUAGCCCAUCUCAUUUAGUGGGAGGUCAUAAUUGCUGUGCAUGAUUCACUGAGGUUCUAUUAAUGUACAAUAGAAUCUCUGUAGAACAUAGGAGUCAGAGUAUAAAGUAAGCCAAAUAUGAAAUAUGUUGGAGAAUUUCUUAAUUUAUUCAGAUUAUUACAGGUUGAGAAUUAGUAAAGUGUACACACACACACACACAUUUAAGUUUGUUAAUCAAUAUAAUUUAAAGUGAAAUCCCCUAAGCAUCAUGACAAAGAACAAUUAAUUUUGGAUUUUAUAAUUGGUUCAACGAGUGUCUUUGUAUAUAAUAGGGUAAUAUUUUAUGUUUAGCCCAGUGUUUACAGCUAGCUUCUUAAAAAAAAAAAAAAACAUAUUAAUUGGAUGAUGCAAGGCCAAACAUAAUUCCUCUUUCACUUACUUAGAUUAUAUACACACAGCUUUACUUUUUUUAGAAAAGGAUGCUGUAGCUUCCAUGAAAUCCUAAUCUAAAGAUAGUAAUAAAUAUCAAAAGACUUCAAUUAAUUGAAAAAAACGCUGGAAAAAAACCCGCACUGUUAUAAGAGAAUGCUGUCUAAUGAGUUACUUUUGGAAUUUCUACCUGAUAUGAAUCAGGAGCAAUAACAAGAAACUGCAGCUAAAAUAAUAAUCCAAACAUUCAUUACCUAUUCAGAGCUGAACAAUUGCUAGGUUGAGAGUUAUAUAGUUAUAUGCACUACAUUUUAUGUAUUAGUAUUCCCAUUUUAGAUUAGAACGUUAAAUUACUAGACAUUAACUACCUUAAUAACGGUCACACAUUGUAAGUUUCAAAAUGAGAAUUCAAUUCUUGAUCUUGCUGACUCCAGAGUCCAAUGGGGAAAUUAUUAAGAUACAUUACUGAAUUAUAGCAAUUACACAAGUGAAGGAACCCAUACGGACUGUGACAACCAUAUGAUCUUUUAUUGAAGCUUGAACCAACUGUGUUCUGCCAUAAACAGUAUGCACUUUUAUUUAUCAAUUUGUGGUCUCAUAUUUUGGCAAUUCAAUCAAUUGCCAAUAAUUUUUGUGUAAGAAAUAUAUUUUUUAAGUUGUUUAAAAUGGUGUUUCCAAUAUUCUUGAGGUUGUUGAUGAGUUCAUUGUGUCAUGUAGUUAUUCUGACAUAUAUUUCCUUAAAUAUGCAGUGAUAUCUCAGAACUCUCCACCAUUCGUUAAUAAGAAAGACAUCACGUAAUAGCACUUCAUCUCCUUCUAAUAAAUAAACAUAAGUCACUAAACGAAUGUAAUUGAGCUCAAUAAAUUCUUAUAUGUGCUAACUUUGCAAUUCUCACUUCUUUGGAGCACUCUGUCUUUCACCAUUAUUGUAUUACAAAAUUGUCAUAAAGUGAUGCAUCAUUUUUUUUAACAGAUCAAUAAUUUAAUUUUUAACCCAGGUAUUGUAAUUGUUUAAAAUAUUUCUGUGGAAUAUGACUUUUAAUAAGUAAGGAUAUUCUUAUUUAUGAACUUCUUUAUUCUUCAAUGGAAACCAUGGUUAAGAGUUAUGGCUGCUAACCACAAUGUCAGCAGUUCGACUUAUUCUACCAUGAGACAUUUUUGUAAGGCAUUAAAUAAAUUAGAACCAAAACUUUAGGUUCCUGGCUGCAAAGUGAGCACUGAUACUUACCCUCCCUCUCCACCUAGUUUGAUCUUGCCAUAUAUUCAGCACAUAGUCCCUCCCUAAACACAGUUUCUCAUAGAGCACAGACCUUGACAUCCCUCAGCUGCAGAGAUGAAUAAUCAAACAGUAACUUACUCAAGACUGAAUCUGGCCAAGAACCCAAAAAGGCAGCAAAUCAAACCCAAGGACGCUGAUAGCUCCAUUUCAAUCACUGAGCAGGAGAUAACUUUUGUGGAAUUAAACCUUCAUAGUGCUUCCCAGGAUCUUCAGAAAAAGGACAAGAGUUUCCACUGCAAGGGUCUCCCAUUUCCUCCAGGGAAGCUCAUUGCUGGGAUCCUGGGAAUCAUCUGCACUGACCUGAUGGCCAGUGUAAUAACUGUGGCAGUCAUAGCUUCAUCUCAUUGUGGCCAUUGUCCAGAGGACUGGUUAUCCUAUUCCAACAAUUGCUACUAUAUUAGCAGUGAUAAAAAAAACUGGACGGAGAGUCAGAUGGCCUGUGCUUCUAAAAAAUCUAAUCUGAUUUAUAUAGAUAAUGAAGAAGAAAUGAAGUUUAUAGCAUUUCUAUCAUCUAUUUCAUGGAUUGGGCUCUCUCGGAAAAACAGAGAUUAUUCCUGGUUAUGGAUAAAUGGCUCACCUCUCUACAAAGAGUUAAUAGACACGUCAAAUAAUACAUACAACUGUGCUAUGCUAUUCUUCUCUAAUCUUCUAUCAGACAGUUGUGGAUCUUCAAAAACAUACAUUUGUAAGCAUAAGAUUUUGAGUUAAAAUGCCUGAACUUGGAGUCCUUCAAGUAUCUUCAUAUUUCAUGAAAUGAAAAUAAUAUGAUGGCAAAAGUCUUAUAAUCAAUUACAUUAUUUGUUCAACUGGAAGCUCCACAAUUGGAAACCCCCUGGAACUCACUCUAUGUUCUUCUUUGCUUGGCUGAUAGUCAUCAGUACCCUUUUCUGUAAUAAAAUGUAACCUUGAGUACAAUUUUCUUGUGUUUCUUGAGUCUUU
This is a messenger RNA of Loxodonta africana (African savanna elephant), 4661 nucleotides long. Its product is annotated as NKG2-A/NKG2-B type II integral membrane protein-like. Gene Ontology annotation, molecular function: transmembrane signaling receptor activity. The record is from RefSeq and is a predicted model, not a curated record. Gene Ontology annotation, biological process: positive regulation of natural killer cell mediated cytotoxicity; stimulatory C-type lectin receptor signaling pathway. Gene Ontology annotation, cellular component: external side of plasma membrane; plasma membrane. Lineage: Eukaryota; Metazoa; Chordata; Mammalia; Proboscidea; Elephantidae.